Messenger RNA from Bradysia coprophila, 1393 nucleotides. Its product is annotated as speckle-type POZ protein-like. Gene Ontology annotation, molecular function: protein binding. The record is from RefSeq and is a predicted model, not a curated record. NCBI's taxonomy places the organism in Eukaryota, Metazoa, Arthropoda, Insecta, Diptera, Sciaridae.
ACAAAAUGUCAAAUUGUAACAUUAACAGCAUUAACAUUGUGCUUCAGUCGUUAAUUUCAUCGAAGUGAAACGCGUCAGUUUACGUGUGUAAUUAUCUUAAUAGUAAAAAAUUAUAAACAUUACGAGCCCAUCGAAAUCAAAAUGUUGCCUUCGAAUCCGUUCAAACGGAAACGUUCUGAUGAAUAUGGUCUCGAGACUGUGCACACGUGUGCUUCGACCGAGAUGGAAGAAGAAAUCUUUUCGUUUCGGUGGACUCUGAAAAACUAUGCCUCUUUCAUUGAAUCGUCCGAAAUACGAUCUCCAAUAUUCACUGGAGCAAAAAACCACUGGCAACUGAAAGUAUACCCGAAAAUGAAAGCCGGAAACACCGACUUUUUGACGGUCUAUCUGAUUUUAGUGAACUACGGUGAUCAGAGCCGAGCUCCGGGCAGCAUUGUCAAGGCUCGUUUUUGUAUCAGUAUUUUGAAGGCUGAUGGGCUCCCUGCAAGACAGAUAGGCUCUGAAAAGGUGUGCGAAUUUAAAAAAGGAUCCGAUCUGGGUGGUAAACUAAUUCAAUCAUCCGAUAUAUAUUCAUUGACCGAAGUGGUACUAAUAGACAAUGCCAUCACAAUACAUUGUAAAAUUCGGACCGACGGAGAGUUGAAACAUAAUGUUUCAAAUGGCGGUUUUGCUGCGAAAAGAUUGUGCUUGCGAUUAGAGGAUGAAGCAAAGAUGCAGCGUAAAAAAGAGUUGGCAGCAGAUAUGGGCCGAAUUUUCGAUGAAUCAUUGAUGAGUGACCUGAAAAUUUCGACAGCCGAUACGUGUUUUCCGGGACACAAGGCGAUACUUGCAGCCAGAAGCUCUGUAUUCGCUGCGAUGCUGGGAACUAACAUGACUGAAAAGCAACAAAACACCGUGGAGAUACUAGACUUUGACACCGAUGUGGUCAGAGGAAUGCUACAAUAUUUGUACACUGGAGAGACCGAAUUGAUAGGUCGACAUGCACCCGACCUGCUUCGUAUUGCAGAGAAGUACGACUUAGCGGGAUUGAAAGAAGCUUGUGAGCAUGCAAUCUGCGAUGAUUUGAAUGUAGAUAAUGCGGCGAUGUUGCUGAAUUUGGCCCAUAUGCACAACGCGACACUGUUGAAGCAGUGUGCACUCGACUUCAUAAAACGUAAUGCUACCAAAGUCAAGCAAACGAAGGGUUUUGCAGAUCUACAAUUUGCUCAUCCGAAGGUACUAUUAGACUUGUACCUCUCACAAACUGCCUGACUGAUAGACAGCGAGCAGAUGUUAAUUUAAAGAAUAUUUUUGUUUGUUUAGAUUGAAAUUUUGCUGAACAUUUUUUUAUGUUUUACCGUCAAUGCUCUCUAAGCAAAAAUGAAUUCGUUACGAUAACAAUAAGUUACCUCAA